CACUCUGCUGCACAGCCAUCACGAUGCAACGUCUUCUUGUUCUCGCCUGCCUGGUGGCCGUGGUCGUCGCCGACAGCUACAAGACGCCCAUCCCGAUCCUCAAGGACGACCGCACACAGAACGCCUACGGCGAGUACACCUUCGACUUCGAGACUGGAAACGGCAUCGCCAGGAACGAGGCCGGAAAACAGGCUGAUGGCCAGGAGUCCUCGGGAGGAUGGAGCUACACCGCUCCCGAAGGCGUGCCCAUCAAGCUCAGCUUCACCUCCGGUGUGGGCGGCUACCAGCCCGUGGGCGACCACCUCCCCGUGGCACCCACGCCAGUGCCUCUUCCCUACGAACGUCAGGACUACUAAAUCUAUCGUGCUUUCUCUUCCAUUUCGUCUUUUAUAUUCUGCUAAAUUCACACUAGUGAUGUGGUAGAUUCAAAGAAUAAUUCUCAUCACCAUAUUUGUCCUACUAGUCUUGUAUUUAUUUCUUCGCUAUUUAUGGAACGAAACUCGUUCAUGUAUGCUUACCUCCAAUAAAGCUUCGACCAUGCAA
Messenger RNA from Penaeus vannamei (Pacific white shrimp), 543 nucleotides. The record is from RefSeq and is a predicted model, not a curated record. Lineage: Eukaryota; Metazoa; Arthropoda; Malacostraca; Decapoda; Penaeidae.